Nothobranchius furzeri (turquoise killifish) is the source of this 1979-nucleotide messenger RNA. RefSeq names its product aldehyde dehydrogenase 6 family, member A1 (gene aldh6a1). Gene Ontology annotation, cellular component: mitochondrion. Gene Ontology annotation, biological process: thymine catabolic process; L-valine catabolic process. Lineage: Eukaryota; Metazoa; Chordata; Actinopteri; Cyprinodontiformes; Nothobranchiidae. Gene Ontology annotation, molecular function: malonate-semialdehyde dehydrogenase (acetylating, [NAD(P)+]) activity; methylmalonate-semialdehyde dehydrogenase (acylating, NAD+) activity. The record is from RefSeq and is a predicted model, not a curated record.
GGCGUUUAAAAACACAGCCGAGUUUUUCUUUAGAGCCCGCCCACUCAGGAUCAUUUUUUUUUUGUCCAGGACGUCUUCUUCUGACCAGGGUAGCACCUGAAGAGCUGGUCUAAUUCAAUCGGCCUAGCACGUAGAGUUCAACUAUGGCGUCUAUAGCAUUACGAUCAACGCUAAAAACUAAGAUCCCACAUAAAGUUGGCCGUUUGUGCUACUCUUCCUCUUCGGUGCCAACAGUUAAACUCUUUAUUGAUGGGAGGUUUGUAGAGUCCAAGUCUUCAGAAUGGCUUGAUAUUCACAAUCCUGCUACCAAUGAAGUGGUUGCUCGUGUACCCAAAGCCACCCAGGAGGAGAUGCUGGCCGCUGUAGACUCAUGCUCCAGAACCUUUCGGUCCUGGUCAGAAACUUCCAUCUUGGCUCGCCAGCAGAUCUUCCUGCGCUAUCAGCAGCUGAUCAAGGACAACAUUAAAGAACUCGCCAAGUCCAUCACACUAGAACAGGGGAAAACACUUGCAGAUGCAGAAGGAGACGUGUUUAGAGGACUGCAGGUUGUGGAACACACCUGCAGCAUCACCUCCUUAAUGCUCGGUGAAACUCUGCCCUCCCUCACCAAGGACAUGGACACUCACACCUACCGCCUUCCCAUCGGGGUGUGCGCCGGCAUCACCCCCUUCAACUUCCCCGCCAUGAUUCCCCUGUGGAUGUUCCCUAUGGGGAUGGUGUGUGGCAACACGUACCUGCUGAAGCCGUCGGAGCGGGUUCCAAGCUGCGCCAUGCUGCUGGCGAAGAUGCUGCAGGAUGCUGGCGCUCCAGACGGGACCCUGAACGUCAUCCACGGGCAGCACGCUGCUGUGAACUUCAUCUGUGACCAUCCAGCCAUCAAGGCCAUCAGCUUUGUGGGCUCAAAUCAAGCUGGGGAGUACAUUUAUGAGAGGGGGUGUAAAAAUGGCAAAAGGGUGCAGUCCAACAUGGGAGCCAAGAACCAUGGUGUGGUGAUGCCCGAUGCCAACAAGGAGAACACUCUGAACCAGCUUGUGGGCGCCGCGUUUGGGGCGGCAGGACAGCGCUGCAUGGCUCUGUCCACGGCCAUCCUGGUGGGUGAAGCGCGAAGCUGGCUACCGGAGCUCGUGGAGCGUGCCAAGAUGCUCCGGGUGAACGCAGGAGACCAGCCUGGAGCAGACGUGGGGCCUCUGAUCUCCCCACAAGCCAAACAGAGAGUCUGCAGUCUGAUCCAGAGCGGUGUGGACGAAGGAGCUAAACUCCUCCUGGACGGCCGCGCCGUAAAGGUCAAAGGUUACGAGAACGGCAACUUUGUAGGCCCAACCAUCAUCAGCGGCGUCACACCCGAGAUGAAAUGCUACACCGAAGAGAUCUUCGGGCCGGUGCUGGUCGUUCUGGAGGCAGACACCCUCGAUGACGCCAUCAGCUUGGUCAACAACAACCCCUAUGGCAACGGCACCGCCAUCUUCACCACAAAUGGUGCCACGGCACGCAAAUACACUCACGAAGUGGACGUGGGCCAGGUCGGAGUCAACGUACCCAUUCCUGUGCCGCUGCCCAUGUUCUCCUUCACUGGGUCCAGAGGAUCGUUCAGAGGGGACACGAACUUCUACGGGAAACAGGGGAUUCAGUUUUACACACAGAUCAAAACCGUCACCACGCAAUGGAAAGCUGAAGAUGCAACCGUGAAAAGUCCUGCGGUUACCAUGCCAACAAUGGGACGCUAAACUCUUCCUCUGAUGUGACUUCCUGCACAAACAGACUUACAGUAUAUGCUGUAUGAAUGUUGUAAAUUCAAACGUUAGAAUAAUAGCACUUUUUAGUGUAUAAAGACGCUUUGUGAAUGUCUGUUAACAACAUUUUAAAAUACACCCACAAUAACAAUCUUGUGAGGAUUUCUGUGUGUAAUUCCCAAAAACAAACACACAUUAUUGAUCUGUAUAAUUACAUGUUUGAAUGAAAUAACAACCAUUUAAAUUAAA